Messenger RNA from Phodopus roborovskii (desert hamster), 2689 nucleotides. Its product is annotated as thrombospondin type-1 domain-containing protein 7B-like. The coding region runs from base 1 to 1584 and encodes 527 amino acids. NCBI's taxonomy places the organism in Eukaryota, Metazoa, Chordata, Mammalia, Rodentia, Cricetidae. Gene Ontology annotation, biological process: actin cytoskeleton organization. Gene Ontology annotation, cellular component: plasma membrane. The record is from RefSeq and is a predicted model, not a curated record. The transcript has 13 exons.
AUGGACCCCAGACUGAAGCUGGGAAAAGAGCAUAGAAUUGACCCAAAGCCCCUGAAUUCCUGCGACCCCCAUACAAUUCAGAGACGAUCUCGACAUCUGCUGAGGCCCUCGCUGAACUCAAGAGCUUGUGGGGAAGACUCACAGGUGCGGCCCUGUCUCCUCAAUGAAAACUGUUUCCAGUUCCAGUACAACCUCACAGAGUGGAGUACAUGCCAGCUGAGUGAAAACGCUUCCUGUGGCCAGGGCGUGAGGACUCGUCUGCUGAGCUGUGUGCGCAGUGACGGCAAGCCAGUUGGCAUGGACCAUUGUGAGCAGCAUAAUCUAGAAAAACCCCAGAGGAUGAGCAUCCCCUGUUUGGUGGAAUGUGUGGCCAACUGUCAGCUCUCAGGAUGGACGGCAUGGACAGAGUGUUCGCAAACCUGUGGCCAAGGAGGUCGAAUGAGCCGGACUCGAUCUAUCAUUAUACCAACCCAAGGAGAAGGACGGCAGUGCCCCACAGAGCUCACCCAGCAGAAACCCUGCCCAGUCAUACCCUGCUACAGCUGGAUCCUUGGCAACUGGUCUGCUUGUAAAUUGGAGGGUGGACAUUGUGGGGAAGGAGUGCAGCUGCGCAGCUUCUCCUGCGUAGUCCACAACGGCUCAAUAUCCCACACAGCUGUCCACGUGGAGGAUGCCCUGUGUGGAGAAGUGCCCUUCCAAGAAGGAACCCUGAAGCAGCUGUGCUCUGUGCCUUGCCCAGGAGACUGCCAUAUAACCCCGUGGUCAGAGUGGAGCAAGUGUGAGCUAACCUGUAUCGAUGGGAGAAGCUUGGAGACCACCGGCCGCCAGUCCAGGUCAAGAACUUUCAUAAUUCAGUCUUUUGAGAAUCAAGACAGCUGCCCCCAGCAGGUUCUAGAAACACGACCUUGUACAGGUGGCAAAUGUUACCACUAUGCAUGGAAAGCAAGUCUUUGGAACAAUAACCAACGGACUGUUUGGUGCCAGCGUUCCGAUGGCCUGAACGUCACAGUUUUAACGCUGCCCUUAAGUGCAUCAACUUCUCAAUCGAAUUAUCUUGAAACCUAUUUCAUGUCUGUUCGCACUUUGAACCAGUACUGUGCAUGGAUAAAUCCACAAAUAACUGAUAUUGCCUUUGUAGGCGGCUGCUCCCCUCAGGCACGCCCAGCUGCUAUUCGGCAGUGCAUUCCAGCUUGCAGAAAACCUUUCUCCUACUGCACACAGGGCGGAGUCUGUGGCUGUGAGAAGGGUUACACAGAGAUAAUGAGAUCAAGUGGUUUCCUGGAUUACUGCAUGAAGGUGCCUGGCUCAGAGGACAAAAAAGCUGAUGUGAAAACCCUUCCUGGGAAAAACAGACCUGUCAAUUCCAAAAUACACGACAUUUUUAAAGGGUGGUCUCUUCAACCUCUUGACCCAGAUGGCCGAGUAAAAAUGUGGGUUUAUGGCGUUUCAGGUGGCAGUUUUCUUAUCAUGAUUUUCCUAGUAUUUACUUCCUAUCUUGUUUGCAAGAAGCCAAAACCACAUCAAAGCACACCUCGCCAUCAGAAGCCACUGACCUUGGCCUACGAUGGAGACUUGGACAUGUAACUUGAAAAAGGAAUCCAAAUGUAGACAUCAACUGCUGCCUUAAAUGCUUUCUCUUUUGUAGCUCUCAGACUUCUCAGUUAUUUGAGGAAUCUCACACGAUGUGAUACCUUGGGCGAAAUACAAACACUGAAAAUGUACUAGUGCCCCAACUUCAUUUGGACAUGGAGUCAAGGAUUACUGGGUCUGCCAUUUUGUUUUCAAGUUGUUUGUGGGUGUGAGUGUUUUACUUUUUUGGUUUUCCCAAGAGGCCUGAAAACCCUUCUCUUCCUGUUUGAAAAUGAGAGGAAGAAAACAUGAAGGAUUUCCCACAGACUUGAGUAAACUUGAUCUUCAGCCGCAUAUUGACAAUCCACGGGAAAGUCCAAUCAAGGCAUUUAUUGUAAAUGGCGAGUCUGACACUGUAUUGUUACGCACUAUAUUAGUGCAGAGUCCUUAUUCCCAUACUUCAACAUGAGUUUUCUAGAGUUUACAUUGGUUCAAAAACUUUCCAAUUGGAUUGCCUAUUUUCAUGAACACAGAAAGAAUGGGUUACCAUUUCUGAAGUUAUCUGAGUUUUUACCUUUAAAUAUUGUAUUUUAUUUUGUAGUCAGGGAAUGAUGGCACUUUGUGGACUGCAUCUGUUGAGACAGAAGAGUGUGCAUUAUAGCUGGACUAGAGUAAAACGGGUGAUUUCUGGAUGAAAUGUGUACUGAGUGUAGCUAAUGAAGUAGGUGAUUGUACUGGAGAAUGAGGUAGACUAUUUGAUAACUAAAACUGUAUUUUAACAAAAACUUAGCUGUGUAGAUAUAGCAUUAACCACACACAGUUGUAGUUCAGUUUAAUGUUGACCAAAAUAUGCUUUUGUAAUUUCAAUUUUCUUAUCUGAAUAUUUAUAAAUUAUUUUGAAUUUAAUUAUCUGACCUCAUUUAAUAUACAUUGAACACCGAUCCCGUUUGUAGCGAGUCUUGUUUUUAUAAGGUUUCAAUAAUAUCUAAAACAACACAUUAAAAACCUGAGACCAUUUUAUGAGCUAAUCGUUUGUAAUCCCGGAUGUUGGAAGUAAGAAGGUGCCAUUGUGUGCUAUGGAUUUGUCUUUAUAACAAAUAAAGUGCUCAAGAGACUGUAA